Molecule: messenger RNA, 1523 nt
Organism: Gamsiella multidivaricata
Lineage: Eukaryota; Fungi; Mortierellomycota; Mortierellomycetes; Mortierellales; Mortierellaceae
Exons: 3
Coding region: 250-1467 (405 amino acids)
Source: RefSeq, a predicted model, not a curated record
UCUGCUUUAAAAACAUCAUCGCUUUUUGCCUUGCUAAAUAAGGUUGUGCAAUUACAGCAAUUACAGCAAACGGUCACCUUUCCGCAAAAAAAAGGACUUUGGCAUCACACACAACAUACUUUGUCAGCAUCGCUCGUCUCAGCAUCGCUUGCCUCAACAUCACUUGCCUUAACAUCAAACCCUUCAACAUACACUCCUCGAUAUAGGACAGAGCUCAGAAUCCUGCCAUUGGAUCUCGUCCUUCCUGGGAUGCAUCAACCAUAUAACUACAUCUCACUCCACGACAUCAGCCCUGAGGGUCGUUUCGUAUGGGUAUCCGAGUCCAUCUUCGAUGUUCUUGGAUAUACGCCAGAGGAAAUCGUAGGGCGGCCUGUGUACGAGUUCAUCUACUCAGAAGAUAUAGCUGCGAGCAAAACAGUUCACAAGGAAAAUGUCAUGAACGAUCUGGUAGCGAGCCAGGUUAUUCUUCGAUACGUUGGCAAAGAUGGCCGUCCGGUGGCCUGCACAUCCGUUUUCAGUCUCUGCUACGACUUUGUCGUCAAUUGCUCGACCAUCGUUGACCCGAAUGUCGGCACCUUCAGGCAGUUCAGGGCCCACUCAGUCGCGAUGACACGCAUUGUAGGAUCCAGGAAAGAGGAGUUCGAGAGGAUAAAGCGCCAUCAAAGAGCGUUUGACGCCAACUCAUGGAACCAUCAAGGAUUGGAUCCGGAACCGCGCGCUUGUAUGAUUCUAAACCGAUUCUCACGGAGUCUGCUGAUCAUGUAUGCAUCUCCGGCGUGCGAGCUGAUCUUUCACCUCGAUCCGGAACAAAUUGUCGGCAAACCGAUCUUACUCUUUAUCCGAGCAGACGAUCUAGGAUCGUUCGUCGAACAGGUGGACAUGGUCAAGUCGUCCUCAGCAAUCACGCAUAUGAGAUUCUGGUUCCAAUCCCCGAACUGGCCACAGGAGAUCCCAUGCGAGGCAAUGCUCUUUGGAGCAGUUGAUGGCAUGGUUGCUGUCCUGAGACGAUGUAAACCCUUUAUUAGGAAACGGAUGGUCGAGAGUACAGAGCAAUACAACAGCGCUCGCAAAGCCAAUAACCCGGCUUCUUGGUCGUCAAGCAGCUCAAGGUCCUUUUCGUCAACUCCCGGUACAUCGAUGUCCACCUCGCCUCCAAUACAUGUCCAAACAUUCGACACGUACAAUCCGACAUACCCUACUCGGAAUGCAUCCAUAGCGUCCAUAACUGACCUCAGUCACACUAGGAUAUCGAAACUUGAAUGCGAAAGGACUCGACCGCUUACAGAUCUCCCAAACAAUGCUCCGAGCUUGGCGCCAGAAACGUCGUCAUUACCAGAAGCGUUUAUCUUCAAAGAGGUCUAUGUGCAGGAGUACGAAGAAAGGGAUGAUGGCGAUUACAGCGACGAUGAAAGACGUGUCAAGGAAUCUGACAUUGGUGAGAAAGAGAUAGGAAUCGAAUUGGCCUGAUACGAUUUUUUUUUGUAUGCGUUCUUCUCAAAAUAAAGUGAAUUCCUACCCUACCA